Myripristis murdjan (pinecone soldierfish) is the source of this 5212-nucleotide messenger RNA. RefSeq names its product low density lipoprotein receptor-related protein 5 (gene lrp5). The coding region runs from base 206 to 5149 and encodes 1647 amino acids. Gene Ontology annotation, biological process: nervous system development. The record is from RefSeq and is a predicted model, not a curated record. The transcript has 29 exons. NCBI's taxonomy places the organism in Eukaryota, Metazoa, Chordata, Actinopteri, Holocentriformes, Holocentridae. Gene Ontology annotation, molecular function: protein binding.
UCUUAACGGAAAAAAGUAUAGCCAAGAGAGAAAGACGCACACGUACGCUCCCUUCAUACACACACGCGCGCGCACACACAGAGACACAUAUACAUAUACAUACGUCUAUACAACGUGAUAUAUAUGUGUGCGUACACACACGCGGAAAACAGGACUUCUUUACAAGUUUAUUCAGGAGUAGAUAUCCGAAAAUGGAGUGGGAGCUAUGGAUUUAACGCGUAGAGGAGUUGAAAUGGGCGGCUUGCUGCUGGAGUUGCUGCUGUGGAGUUGCCUAGUGUCGACGAUUGACGGCUCACCUCUCCUCCUGUUUGCCAAUCGCCGUGAUGUUCGAUUGGUGGAUGCAGAGGGUGUACGGGGAGAGUCAGCUGUCGUUGUUAGCGACCUGGAGGAUGCUGCGGCGGUGGACUUCCUGUACGCUGAGGGCUUGAUCUUCUGGACAGAUGUCAGUGAAGAGGCCAUCAAACAAACCCACUGGAACCAGUCAUCCAACUCUCUUAAAGAGGCGCUAGGAACAGGCCAAACCGUGGUCGUAUCAGGAUUGGACAGUCCUGAUGGGCUGGCUUGUGAUUGGUUGGGCAGGAAGCUCUACUGGACCGACUCUGAAACCAAUCGGAUUGAAGUUGCCAACCUGGAUGGCACCUCCAGGAAGGUCUUGUUCUGGCUAGACCUGGACCAACCCAGGGCAAUCGCUCUCAACCCUGCUCACCGCUACAUGUACUGGACAGACUGGGGUGAGGAGCCUAGGAUAGAGAGAGCUGGCAUGGAUGGCAGCAACAGGAAAGUCAUAGUGGAUGUGGACAUUUACUGGCCCAACGGUCUGACUAUUGAUUUGGUGGAGCAGAAGUUGUACUGGGCAGAUGCCAAGCUCAGCUUCAUUCAUAGAGCCAACCUGGACGGAUCUGCACGGGAAACGGUAGUGGAGGGUACCCUAACCCAUCCUUUUGCACUAACACUGUCUGAGGAGACCUUAUACUGGACGGACUGGCAGACUCGCUCCAUCCACGCAUGUAACAAACACAACGGAGACAAAGCCAGAGAGAUCCUGAGCGGCAUUUAUUCUCCUAUGGACAUCCAAGUGCUGGGACCACAGAGACAGCCCUAUAUUGAGACUCCCUGUAGUGAGAAUAAUGGAGGAUGCAGUCAUCUCUGCCUGCUGUCUCCUGUCCAGCCUUUCUACAGCUGUGCCUGUCCCACUGGAGUCCAGCUCAAACCAGAUGGCAAGACAUGCAAACCUGGGGCAGAGCAGGUUUUGUUGCUGGCCCGACGGACAGACCUGAGGAGAAUCUCACUAGAUCUACCGGACUUCACUGACAUAGUGCUACAGGUUGAUGACAUUCGUCAUGCCAUAGCUAUAGACUAUGACCCGGUUGAAGGUUAUGUCUAUUGGACAGAUGAUGAGGUUAAGGCCAUUCGGCGUUCCCGCAUUGAUGGCAGUGAUGCCAUGACGCUGGUUACCACGGAGAUCAGCCACCCAGACGGCAUUGCUGUAGACUGGGUUGCCAGAAAUCUGUACUGGACUGACACCGGCACAGAUCGGAUCGAGGUAACCAGGCUGAAUGGAACCUCCCGGAAAAUCUUAAUCUCAGAAAACCUGGAUGAACCCAGAGCCAUUGUCUUAGACCCGGUUAAUGGUUACAUGUACUGGACAGACUGGGGUGAGCGUCCCAAGAUAGAGCGGGCUAACCUGGAUGGUUCUGACCGUAUGGUUCUGCUCAACAGCUCUCUGGGUUGGCCCAAUGGACUGGCUAUAGACUAUAAAGCAGGAAAACUCUACUGGGGAGAUGCCAAGACUGACAAAAUAGAGGUGAUUAAUGUGGAUGGCAGUAACAGACAGACUCUCCUUGAGGACAAACUGCCUCAUAUCUUUGGUUUUACUCUCCUUGGGGAUUACAUCUACUGGACCGACUGGCAAAGACGCAGCAUUGAGAGAGUCCACAAGGGCACGGCUGUACGAGAAAUCAUCAUUGAUCAGCUGCCUGAUUUAAUGGGGCUCAAAGCUACUAAAGUGACUGAGACUUAUGGUACAAAUGGCUGUGCGGUAGAUAAUGGGGGAUGCAGCCAUCUUUGUUUCUGGCGUCGGCAGGGUAUUGCCUGCGCCUGUCCCAUGGGUAUGGAGCUCCUUUCAGACCUCCAGACCUGUGUGGUCCCUGAGGCCUUCCUGCUCUUCACCAACAGGGACAACAUCAGGAGUAUUUCUCUGGGUACCAACAGCAACGACGUAGCCAUUCCUCUGACUGGAGUUAAAGAGGCUUCUGCUCUUGACUUUGAUGUCUCUGAAAGGAGGAUAUACUGGACAGACAUACAGGCCAAGACGAUCAGUAGAGCAUAUAUGAAUGGCAGUGCUAUAGAGCAUGUCAUUGAGUUUGGACUGGACUACCCAGAGGGCAUGGCGGUGGACUGGAUGGGUCGCAACAUCUACUGGGCGGACACAGGCACUAACCGUAUUGAGGUGGCCCGGCUGGAUGGCCAGUACCGCCAGGUUCUGGUCUGUAAGGAUCUGGACAACCCACGCUCACUAGACAACCCGCGAUCACUAGCACUGGACCCAGCUAACGGCUAUAUGUACUGGACAGAAUGGGGCGGUCGUCCUCGUAUAGCAAGGGCCUAUAUGGAUGGCAGCACCAUAGUGACCUUGGUGGAUAAAGUGGGCCGGGCUAAUGGACUGACCAUUGACUAUGUUGACCAUCGAUUGUACUGGACCGACUUAGACACAUGCAUGAUCGAAAGCACCAACAUGCAAGGUCUGCAGAGAGAGAUUAUCGUAGACGACCUCCCCCACCCCUUCGGUCUGACUCAGUACCGGGAUUACAUCUACUGGACGGAUUUUAACCUGCGGAGCAUUGAGCGGGCUGACAAACGCAGCGGGCUUAACCGCACUGUGGUUCUGCAGGGCCAGUUGGAGUUGAUGCUAGACAUCCUGGUGUUCCAUUCAUCUCGUCAGGAUGGUGCCAACGACUGUUCCCAUAACAACGGACAGUGUGCCCACCUCUGUCUGGCCACCCCUGCCGGUGCCCAGUGCCGCUGUGCGUCCCACUACACCCUAAACCCUGAUGGACGAAACUGCAGUUCUCCCUCUAGCUUCCUGCUGUUCAGUCAGAAGGCCAGUAUUAGCAGGAUGGUCUUGGGAGAGCAGAGCCCAGACAUCAUCCUGCCCAUCCAUGUGUUAAGGAACGUCAGAGCUGUCAGCUAUGACCCGCUGGACCGUCUGGUCUACUGGCUUGACGGGCGACAGAACAUACGCAGGGCCAGAGACGAUGGUGCUAUGUCUGCCAUGGUAGUGAACAGCAUGGUACAGCCAGUGGAAAACCAGCCUCAUGAUCUGAGUUUGGACAGCUACAGCCGCCAUGUCUAUUGGACCUGUGAGAUGUCCAAUACGAUCAAUGUUCAGCGGAUGGAUGGACACAGUGUGGGCGUGGUGCUGAAGGACGAUACUGACAAGCCACGGGCCAUUGUGGUCAAUGCAGAGAAAGGGUACAUGUACUUCACCACAGUGCAGGAGCGCUCAGCAAAGAUAGAAGGAGCCAGCUUGGAUGGGACUGAGAGAGAGUCUCUGUUCACCACUGGUCUGAUCAGACCAGUAGCGCUGGCUCUAGACAACAAACUGGGAAAACUGUUCUGGGUUGAUGCUGACCUCAAACGUAUUGAAAGCAGUGACCUAACGGGAGCCAAUCGUAUUGUGCUACAGGACUCCAACAUUCUCCAGCCAAUGGGAUUGACAGUUCUUGGAGAUCAUCUGUACUGGAUUGACCGGCAGCAGCAGAUGAUAGAGAGGGUGGACAAACUGACGGGCGACAGACGAACUCGCAUCCAGGGACGAAUCUCCUACCUGACGUCCAUACAUGCUGUGGAAGAGAUGGAUCCGCAGGAGUUUGCAUCCCACCCUUGUUCUCGUGAUAAUGGGGGCUGUUCUCACAUCUGCAUUGCCAAGGGUGAUGGUACGCCACGGUGCUCCUGUCCCAUGCACCUGGUGUUACUCCAGGACCUGCUGCACUGUGGAGAGCCUCCCACCUGUUCCACAGAGCAGUUCACCUGCUCCACGGGGGAGAUCGACUGCAUCCCUAUGGCCUGGCGUUGUGAUGGCUAUGCUGAAUGUGACGACAGCAGCGAUGAGGAGAACUGUCCCGUCUGCUCGGCCUUCCAGUUCCAGUGCGAUAAAGGAGGAUGUGUUGAUGCCCAAAGACGCUGCAACGGAGAGCCCGACUGUGCCGACCACUCUGAUGAGCAGGACUGUGACACUAUCUGUCCGCCCAACCAGUUUCGUUGUGGUGACAACCAGUGUAUCACCAAGAAACAACAGUGCGACAACUACUCUGACUGCACGGAUGGAUCAGAUGAGCUUGCCUGUGAAUUCCUGCCUCAUCCUUCCAGUGACCUCCCCCCCAGCUCCUCCACCAUCGGCCCUGUUAUUGCCAUCAUCCUAUUGGUUUUUGUGAUUGGUGGUGCAUAUUUCGUAUGUCAGCGCGUGGUGUGCAGACGCUACAAGGGUCCCAGUGGGAGUUUCCCCCAUGAGUACAUUAGCAGUACACCACAUGUGCCCCUCAACUUCAUUGCUCCCAGCAGCUCCCAGCAUGGCACCUUCCAAGGUAUUUCCUGUGGUAAGUCCAUGAUGAGUUCAGUCAGCCUGAUGGGCAGCAGCAGCAGUGGAGCUCCGCUCUACGACAGGAACCAUGUAACUGGAGCCUCAUCUAGCAGUUCAUCAUCUACAAAAGGAGCAUUUUACCCUCAGAUACUGAACCCACCUCCCUCCCCUGCGACUGACCGCUCGCUCUACAACGCAGAGAUCUUCUACUCAUCAAAUAGUCCAUCCACCACAAGGUCAUACAGGCCCUACCAUCCAGUGCGUGGUGCAGCUCCACCCACCACGCCCUGUAGCACAGAUGUGUGCGACAGCGACUACACCCCCCACCACCCAGCAGCCAGCCUCACCUCGUCAGCAGGUCGCUGGAAGGCCAAUGGCCAUGGCGCCCAUGCUAAACACAACAAGUACUACAUGGACCUGAACUCAGACUCGGACCCCUACCCACCGCCCCCCACGCCCCGCUCACAGUACCUCUCAGCUGAGGAGAGCUGCCCCCCCUCGCCCUCCACCGAGCGCUCCUACUUCCACCUCUGUCCCCCUCCCCCCUCACCCUGCACUGACUCCUCAUGACCCUUCCAACAGAGCCGGGGAGCAUUGUGAGGAAGGAAGGGACACCAAGUGCCUACAAACAAA